CAGAUGGAGCAAAUACAACGUUUAUCUGAUGAUGUUCUCUAUAUUAUUUCUGAAAAAUUACUUUUUAAAAAAGUUUAUGGUCAAGUUGAUUUGCGAAUUAUAAAUGGUUGUACUCUUUUUAUGUAUCACAGUGCAAGAAAUAUGAGAGCGGUUCUUUCUCAUUUUUCUAAAAUGAAGCGACUUUAUAUAUCCAAUUAUGGCAAUAAUGAUAGUGAAAAUAAUAUAUUUAUUAGUUUUGGCCGAGAUGAUAAACGUUUUAAGAUAUGUUUAUUUUAUCCUUUUCCUUUAAGUUUUUACGUUAUCAGCAAAAACUUUUUUUCGGAUCUUCUUGAAGCUGGUUUAUUAAACAUUUCAUCUAUUCAUAUAAAUGAAAUUCUUGGAAAUUUACCCAAAAUUGAUUUUUCUGCAACAAAUAAAAAUAUCUGGAAAUAUUUGCUUAGUCUUGAAGAAAAACACUUAAUUACAUUACUUUCAAUGAAUAUUGAAAAUUUGGAGUUUUGCUGCAUUGGUGGAAAUAUAUUUAAUUGCGAUCCUAAAUGUUUUGAACUUAUUUUACUCGAAAGACCUUCAGUUCCUAUGGAACGAUCAAAGAAAAUUGCAAGUAAAUGUAAUAUUGAAAUUAAGUCUACAACCAAUUUUGUCAACAAUUUAAUUAAUUAUAUACAAUUUUUACUACUUUCCUGCCCAAAUUUAGAAUCUAUUGAAUUUGUUUUUACUGCUUUUCUUAAUGACUCUGGCCCAAACAAAUCAAUUUCUGAUGAUGAUUCUUUUCUUAACGCAAUUUCACCCGAAAAAUUUCUCUUAAAUCUUGAAUCCGUUAUUAUUUCAUUUAUUGAGCAUCUUAAAAAUUUAAAUACUGGUGGGAAAAAUUUGAAAAUCGAAGUAGAAUUUAUGUCAAUAUUUGAUGACGAUACGUUUGAUGAAAUCGAUACUGACAACAAACUUUUUAAUUUGGGGAAACCUUUUGAAAUAAAAAUCGAUGAUUUAUUGGAAGAUGAUGAGGAGUAUCCAGCCUAUUAUGCACGUAAUAUAGAAAUUGUUGAUUCUGUUGGAAGACAACACGAAUGUUUGGUUCAAAUAAUUUCUGAAGGAUUUUAUGGAUUAUGA
This is a messenger RNA of Meloidogyne enterolobii, 1107 nucleotides long. Lineage: Eukaryota; Metazoa; Nematoda; Chromadorea; Rhabditida; Meloidogynidae. The record is from the annotation of a GenBank genome assembly.